Messenger RNA from Fopius arisanus, 5940 nucleotides. It is a transcript of the gene Cad74A, whose product is annotated as cadherin-74A. Gene Ontology annotation, cellular component: plasma membrane. Lineage: Eukaryota; Metazoa; Arthropoda; Insecta; Hymenoptera; Braconidae. Gene Ontology annotation, biological process: homophilic cell-cell adhesion. Gene Ontology annotation, molecular function: calcium ion binding. The transcript is spliced from 5 exons. The record is from RefSeq and is a predicted model, not a curated record. Bases 177 to 5708 code for a protein of 1843 amino acids.
UAGCCUCGACAACACACUCCGUACACGAGACUCACGUCUCCUUUAUCUGUCAAAAAUUCAAUAAUAAAUUAACCUGGAGGGUUACUUCUGCUGUCUUCCAGAGGUUGAACUGCAGAGUGAAGUUACGAUGAGUUGACCAGUGGAUUUUUACGUGUCGCAUUUGGAUUAAUUGCGUGAUGAUGAGAGAUUUUAUGAUCCUCUGGAUCAUCGCACUGUCACCAGUGUUGGCUCAAGUGGUAAAUCGAGGGCCUCAUUUUAUUCACAAUGGUGAUAUGGCGAGACUUGCUGUGUCAGAAGGGACAUUACCUGGUGCUGCUGUCUAUAAACUCCAGGGUGAAGACCCGGAGGGCUCGAAAUUGCAUUAUUCAAUCAGUGGCGAGUAUUUCACGGUUAACCGUGAAACUGGUGUUGUUACACUCAGGCGUGCACUGGACCGUGAAGUCCAGGAUCUCAUUGAAGUAAUCAUCAGUAUAACUGAUGAGGGUGUGGCUGGGUCUGAGCCAAAUAUCGUGUCCUUGAGGAGAGAAAUUGCUGUUCUCGAUGAGAAUGAUAAUCCACCGGUUUAUCAUGGUCGACCUUAUGCAACCAGGAUAAUGGAGAGUGCUAAAAUUGGUAGUCUGUUGUUGCCAGAGGGGACCGUUACGGUUACUGAUCGUGACGGUGGGGUCAACGCUGACGUCGAGGUCAAGUGUGUACCAGCAUCGGCUGACGAUGACACUUGCUUCGUGUUCAACGUCACCACGGAGAAGAUCUCAGAGGGAAAAUACGAUGUGAGAAUCACAGUCGUUCAACCCCUGAAUUACGAGCGUAGAAAUUCUUACCUCAUCACGUUGCUAGCAACUGAUGGGGCUGGAGAUUUCUCUAAGAGGCUCCAGGCUAGGGCCACAGUUGCUGUGGAUAUCCUAGAUGUUCAGGAUCAGCCCCCGAUAUUUCUGAAUGCUCCUUAUAGUGCAGCUAUUCCGGAAAACACGUCGCCGGGGCAUCCGGUAUUGACCAUUAGGGCUCGGGAUGGAGAUACUGGCGAGUCUAGGUCGGUUUUACUCAGUCUUGAGGGCGAUGAUCUUAAUCAUUUCGAUUUGAGGAUCUCCAGGGAGGGUGAUAUCACUGUUGGAACACUUGUCACCACUGAUGUUGCACUGGAUCGGGAAGAGACUAGGAUUCUUCAUGAUGGGGGAAUUUAUACGUUUAAAGUCAAGGCUACGGAGUUGAUUAAUGAUGAGAUUCCCGCUGAAUUUUCAACCUCGGUUAUUACAAUCGUUGUUACUGACGUUGAUGAUCUGUCCCCGGUGUUCAAUGAGGGAUUCUUCAAGGUUAAAGUGUUUGAGGAUAUAGGAGUUGACACACCUUUGCCUGGAUUGAAUAUGGUUGUCAGUGAUAAUGACGUCGGUGAGAAUGCCAAAUUCAUUUUAGCCCUGAGAGAUGCACCGAGUUAUCCAGGGGUCAGUCGAGGAUUCUCGGUGACACCUGAGCAGGCACAGGGGCGAGUCCCAGUUGUAAUCAAAGUUCUCGAUCCAAAAAUUCUGGAUUACGACGUGGAAGACAUUUCAAAACGAGAGAUGGAGUUUGAUGUGACUGCCUCCGUCGACGGACGAGUUGCAGCUUUCUCGAGGGUUCAUGUGAAGCUUCUGGAUGCCAAUGAUCACAGCCCGGAAUUUUCUCAGGCGAUUUAUCGGCUCUCGGUGAGGGAGGAUGCCAAACCUGGGACUAAAUUUGGGGACGUCGUCGCCAGGGAUGAGGACAGCGAGAGUUUUGGAGAAUUGACUUAUACCCUGCGAGGAUUUGGAGCUGAUAAAUUCAGGACUGAAAUGAAGAAUGGAGGGAUUUGGUUGGUUAAGGCUCUGGAUUAUGAGGUUCAGAAGUCUUAUUCUCUGACGAUGGAGGCGAGAGAUGGAGGGGGUAGAGUGUCAACGGUAAAUGUUAUCAUAGAAGUGGCUGAUGUCAAUGACAAUGCACCAGUGUUCGAGCAGAAGGAGUACUCCAGAACGGUGAGGGAAGGUGCCACUAGCUUUGAUCCUCAGUUAUUCAUUAGAGCAACUGAUGUCGAUGGUCCAGCUCAUGGCAACGGACAAAUCACGUACUCUAUCAGCAGGCACACCGGAAUGAGUGAUAAUGUCUUUCAUAUCAAUGCGCAGACCGGAGAGGUGACCAUGAACUCUCCAGCCAGAUCUGGGGACACCGAGAGGGGUCUCUAUGAAUUGACAAUUCGAGCCACUGAUCAUGGCUAUCCCCCGCUGUUCUCCGAGACAAAAGUAUUGGUUCGUGUUGGUGUUCCUGGUAACCAGAGGCCCGUCUUCAGGGGAAACUACAAAGGAGUCCCUGGACCCAAUAGUUAUCGAGCGAGAUUAUUAGAAAAUGCCAGUCCGGGGACAGAAGUUAUUAAAGUAGUGGCUAAUGAUCCUGAUGGACGAGACAGCCUUCUGCAGUACUACAUUGCCUCCGGGGCUAAAGACAACUUUGUUAUUGAUUCCAGUUCCGGAAUUAUAACGGUAUCCCCUGAUGCUAGACUUGAUCUAGAGACUGGUGGUGAUAAAUACGAGGUUAUUAUAUACGCUGUUGAUUCUGGAGCACCGGUUAGAGAGACAGCUACCACUACUGUAACUGUUAAUGUUAUCGAUGUUAAUAAUAAGCCACCGAAAUUCAGGAAUUCAACUUACCUGGUUUAUGUAUCGGAACGAGCAUCGAUCGGUGAUUCUGUACUCAGGGUGUCUGCGGUCGAUCCUGAUACAGACGCUGAUAUCGAGUAUUCGAUAGUGGAACCUAUUCAAGCUGUUGAUAAGACUGGAGUUGCCUUGAAGAGCACAACACCUUACGAUUACAAGACUGCAUUCAGGAUUCAUCCAACCACGGGAGCUAUUUCUGUGAAUCGAGUUUUGGAUUAUCAAGUGGCAGCGGUGAUUAUUUUAACUGUUCAAGCAAGAGAUGUCAAUGCAGCGGUCGAUAAAGAGUUGCAAUUCGAUACUGUCGAGGUGACGAUCUACAUUCAAGCCUUCAGCAACAAUAACCCAAUAUUCUUGAAUCCUGGGUGGUCGUUGAAUAAUCCGGUGAUCAGAGUUACUGUGCCUGAAGAGCAGCCCCUUGGAACUACCCUGUUGAUGCUGUCUGCCAGGGAGUCCACUGGUCACGUUGUCCAGAGGUUUGAUCUCGUCCGAGAAGAUGAAGACGAGGGAUUCGUUAAUGUAGGCGUUCAGAGUGGAAACGUCGUGUUGAGUAAAAGACUGGAUUACGAGUCUUUGGGACAGAAAUUCAUAAAGUUCAAGGUCCGAGCGCUUGCCAGGGAUUACGAUAUAACCAGGACGAUGACGGAAGCUACCGUUAUCGUUGAGAUUCAAGAUGUCAAUGACAACAGUCCAGAGUUCACGAAGAAAGAGUACAAGAUAUCGGUGUUAGAGGAUUCGAAGCCUUCUAGGAUUGUUUUGAAUGUCAAGGCUGUGGAUGUGGACAGUGCGAAUACCGAAGAGGAGGUCAAGAGGGGAUUUGGCGAGGUGAGGUACACCCUGACCGGGGAAAACGCCAAUCUCUUCGAUAUUGAUGCACUCAAUGGAAACAUCAGGAUCGCAAAGGAUACAACACUCGAUCGAGAGAGGCAAUCUGUCCUCAGGUUCUAUGCUGUGGCCUCUGACAUGCCUGGAGGUGGGGCAGAGCAGAGGACCACGCGGUCUUUGGUAACUGUCGACGUUCUCGACGUCAACGACAACGCCCCCACCUUCCCCCAGGACUCCUACACAGCAGUAAUUCCUGAAAAUGCUCCCGUCGGUGUCAGCGUUGUCAAUGUCACAGCUAGUGAUCCAGACGAGGGAAAGGGAGGGGAAGUAUACUUCGAGAUUAUCGACGAGGGAGAGGCCAGUGGACUCUUCUCGAUCAACCAUCAAACCGGAGAGAUUUACUCUGCAAAAAAACUAACAGGAAAGGGCAGGACUGAUCCUUAUAAUAUGAGAGUUAGGAGUCAGGAUAAUGGACAACCUGUUCUGCACUCUGACGUUUCUCUGACCCUCUACAUCGGUGACGUCGUCAGCAACGAUGGAGUUCCUCUCUUCAUCCGUCCCACACUGGAGGAGAUUGCGUACAUCUCCGAGAACUCGACGAUAGGGAGUCCAGUGUUUCAGGUAGUGGCUUCGGAUCCUGAUGAUCCCAAUCGUCCUGAUGGUAGGAUUACCUUCAAAUUUCUGGAGGAUGGAAAUUUUGAGAACGACGCCAGCUCGUUCAGGAUCAAUGGAGAGACAGGAUUGAUUACAACGCGUAAACUUUUGGAUCGUGAGAUCAAGGACAGUUACACAUUAAUUCUCGUUGCUCAGGAUUUGGGGAGUCCUCCUCAGCAAGCGUCCAGAGUUCUUCAGGUAGUUGUCAACGACAUCGAUGAUCACAAGCCACAUUUUAAAAGGGGUUUGGACAGUCCUCCGAUAGAGUUCAGUGUUCCUGAGGAAGUUCCUGUGGGUACGAAGGUCGGAAUCGUCGAGGCCGUCGAUGAAGACAUUGGUGAAAACGGAAUGAUGGAUUACGCCAUAACUUAUGGGAACGAAGCUGGACUUUUUAGUAUAGAACGACUGGAGAACAACUCAGCAAUUAUUAGAUCAGCUGGGCGACUCGAUCGAGAGAUAGUGGAUCGUCAUCUGUUAACAGUCAAGUGUUUUAAAUACCCUGUGAUGCUGCCUGAUGUAAUUCCCAGGAGAUACAAUCGUCAGGAUCCUUCGGAGCGACAGUUCCUGGUUAGAGUCAUUGACGUUGACGACAACAAGCCCCAAUUCAGGAAGGACAACAUCACGAUUGGGGUCAGACUUAAUGUACCUAUUGAUACGAGCUUGAUUACUUUGGAAGCCUAUGAUGAAGAUGUCGAUGCACUUCCGAUUAAUUACGUCAUGGGAAAGGUGUCAUUCACGUCAUUGGCUGAGCCCUCGAUGUCGAAGAAGGGGAUUCCAUCGUAUCUGGCACUGAAUCCUCAAAGUGGAGAGCUCAGGACAACUGGCUCGAUGGCUAGCUUUGCUGAUGGCUUCAUGGAGAUCCCCAUCACAGCGAAUAAUUCUCAAGUACCUGGAAGAGAGACCAACGUGACACUUCGCAUUUUUCUGCUGAGGGACAGAGACAUGUUGAAGUUUGUAUUCUCAAAGCCACCGGUUGAGGUGAGAAAGACGCUCGAGGAAUUUGAAAAGGCUGUGCAGCAGGCGUUGUCUCUUCCCAUCACAGUCAACGUUUACGACACUCAGUUCUACUCGAAGGACGAUAAUUCCCUUGACUUCUCAUCGACAAGCUCUUGCUUUCAAAUGGUGGGACGUGAGGCAUACGAUCUCGAGGAAAUGAAGGCACUGUUGAGGGACUCCAGGAAUGACGAGUUGAAGAAGGUCUACGAGAAAUUUCACGUUGAGAAAGUACAGCAUUGUGCAGCUCUCGUGGCACGAGCUGAUGCUUCGAUGACUCAGAUGUGGGUACUUGCCAUAGCAGCAUUGGUUGGUGUUGCCACGAUUAUUUCUAGCUGCGUGUUAUGCUGCAUGCACUCGAAAUACAAACGUCACGUGAAACACGCACGCUUGAGGGAACAAGCGAGACCACCACUGAGUUAUGUUUCUUCAGGGCCUGGAAUGGUCAAUGCACAAUCUCACACAACAUUGGGGACCCUUGGGCCUGGAACAAUCGUUGCUUUGGGCCCUCACGAAGGCCCUUACGAGUGGGGGGCUGACACAACGCUCUAUCAUCCCAGCACCUUGUCUAGAGCGUAAAGUGUUUUCAUGAGAGAAUGAAGAAGACUUCGGUGCUUAUGAAUAAUGACUAGUGAUUUAAAAUUGAUAAGUGGAUAAUCGAAAGGUGUCCAAUUAUUUUGUACAGUGGGAUAAGUUUGAGGUACAAGCCUUCUGUAAUAUAAUUCUUAAUUAGUCCUUUCAGUUGAGACAUGUACAUUUUAGAGUAUUUAUAUAAACGUUGAAUACAAAAAAUAUAUAAUUUAUAUUCAUC